AUGUCUGAGACAAAGAAGCCGUCAUCUUUAAAGAAAUUGACCAGUGGGUCCACUUGGGUUUCACCAUUUAGAAAUGCUGGGGGUGAAAAGAAAAACUUACGCCAGCAAUUAGCAGACGAGAACUCCAUUAAGAAGAUUGGUGUUCCCAAGAAAUUUUUGGCUCAUCCUACUUUAGAAGCAGAGAAGAAGAAGAAGAAAGAAGAAGAGGCAGCAGCAGCCAAGGCAAAGGAAGAAGAAGCAGCCAAGGCAGCUGAAGCCGAAGCCGAAGCCGAAGCCGAAGGAGACGAAGCAGAAGCCGAAGCAGAAGUUGAUGCGGACGCUGAAGAAACUGUAGACGCUCCUGAGGAGCCAGAAAAGUCAGCUGAAUUGGCAAGCGAGGCAAUUACUUCCAACACUUCAGUCAAAUCAUUGAAAGACGAGUCCAUUAACACUCCAGCUGAGCCAGUUGACGCUGUUGAAACUGAAGUCGUUGCCAAUGGCACAACUGAAGAGUCUGCUGAAGAAACUGCUAAAGAAACUGCUGAAGAAACUGCUGAAGAAACUGCUAAAGAGCCUGAAGCUGCCGCUGAUGACGACAACAUUGUCGAGCAAGUAAAGAAUACCCCAAUUGAAAUUGUAACUCAACCAGAAUUCAAGUAUGCUCCAACUGAAGCUGUUAACGAAAAGACCUUGCAAGACUUCAACGACAAGCCACUUUUGCUCGCUCGUUACAACGAGUUGAACGCUGCAGCCGUUGGCUCAGUCUCUCGUUCAAUUGACGAUCCAAACAAGGUCAUUGACUUGGGUUCUGGUCUCAAGAUGACUCAACAACAACUCUUAGAUAUAGCCGCUUUGAGAGUGGCCCCAGUCUUAGCCAACAUCAACGACGAGGUUUCCAAAACAAGGUCUGAAGAUGAAAUCAAGAGACAACAAGACUUGUCCACCAAGAUCGCUGGCCAUGAAAAGAAGUUACAAAGUGACUUUGACAAGCAUGUCAAGAAGAUCGAUAAGCAAAAGGAAAAGUUCGAUAAGGAAACUGAAGAAAAGAAGAAUGACUUGUCAAGAAUCAUGGCCAAUGCUGAUAGGACUGCUGAAGCCUUUUCCACUUUGACCAAAGAAGAGAUUGAAACUGCUAACAAGGAAUUUGAAGAACGUGAAACCGCCGCUGUCGAAAAGCAUGGCUCCGAUAAGGAAACUUUAUUGAAGAACCAUGACGAAUUAGAAGCUACUAAGAAGCAAGAGUUAGAGGAUUCCAAGACCAAUCAAGAAAAGACCACUACCGAAAUUGAAGAGUUGCAAGAGAAGAAAACCAAAUUGGACGAUGAAAACUCCGAUUUGUCCUCCAAGAUUGAGGAAUUGACCGCCAAGUACAAUGCUAAAUUUGAAGCAUUGGAGGCUCUCAAGGGAACUCACUCCGAAAAGGAAGCUUCUAUUGCUAAGAACUUAUCAACAAAGAGUGAAAUUGAACAAAAGUUAUCCACUACCAAAGCAGACUUGGAAACCAAGAAAUCCAAGCACUCUGGUUUAGCUGCUGAAGUCGGUUUGUUGACUGGAGCUGUCGCUGCCUACGCAGCUAAAUUGGCUUCGUUGAAAUCUGAAAAGGAACAGGUUCCUUCUAGAUUAUCUAAAGCCAAAGAAAACUACAAUUCAUGGUUGAGCGAAAGACAGGAAGUUGCUAAGAAUGUUGCUCUCGAUCAUGAGCGUCAAAGAGCCUUAGCAAAGGAAGAAGAGGAGACUAAGAGAAUCAAGGCUCAAGAAGAAGCUGAAACCAAGAGAAUUGAACUUGAAUUGGAGAGACAAAGGUUGAAAGAAGAAGAGGAAUUCAGAGCUGAAGAAGCCAGAAUUGCAGCAGAGAAAAAGGCUGAGGAAGACAGAAUUGCGGCAGAGAAGAAGGCAGAAGAGGAUAAGAUAGCAGCAGAAAAGAAAGCUGAAGAAGAUAAGAUUGCAGCCGAAAAGAAGAUUGAAGACGAUAAAAUUGCAGCAGAGAAAGCCUUAAAGGAAGAAGAAGAAGAAAAAGCUCGCUUGGUCCUUCAACCUGAGUAUCAAAGGCAGCAACGUGCUGAUGCCAGAGAAGCGGAAAAGCAACGUCUUUAUGAGGAAAGAGCCGAGAAGGAAAGAGUUUACCAAGAACGUAAACAGAAAGAACAAGAUGAAGCUGAUCAAUUAGAAAGAGACAUUGCUGCAUUGUACCAGCAGAAGGACUUGAAAGCCCAAGAGGCAAGGGAAGAAGCUGAACGUCUUGCUCAAGAAAAGCUUGACGAAAUUGAAAAAUUGAAAGCUGAACACGAAGAAAGAUUGAAAUUGUUCCAGGAAAGGUUGGAUUUUGAAGAAUUGCAAAAGACAAGAUUAUUGGAAGAAGUUGAGAACUUGAAAAAGAUUAGAGAAUUGAGAGAAGAAAAGGCUAAGUUGGCUCUUGAAGUCAAUAGAGACGACCGUCUUGAUGAUAUUCAGAAAUUGAUUAGAGACAGAGAAAAUGAAGUAGCAAAAUUAUCUAAGCAGAUUGAAUUGGAUGAUCAAGAUUUGUAUAGAGAACAUAAAAAGGAAGCUCUGAAUCUGUCUUCAUUUAUUCCGGUCCCGCAAAUCAGAGCAGCCGCUAAUUCUCCCGUCACUGCUCUUGAGAAGAAGGAGAAAGCUUCGAAGGAAUCUACUUCGAAUGGUAUAAAGGCCACCACCGCUGGAGCUGCAGCUGUAACUGCAGCUGCUGUUGGAGGUGUAUCUGCUGCAGUAGCCACUCCAAAGACUGCCACUACUUCAUCUACUGGAUUGGAAACCAAGCCAAGGUCAGGAAGUAUUACCAAGUCUAUUAAGAGAUUAUCUCAAAAAUUUAAGGCUCCAAGUAGUCCAACUAAGAAGGAAACCCCCAAGAAGGAAGUUUCUAAGAAGGAAGCACCAAGUGAAAAGCCAGCUGUGAUUUCUCCAAAGGAAUCUAUUGAUCUUAAGAAGCAGCCACCAGCUACUUUGAAAACUCAAGCAAGCAGAUCAGAAGAUGCUAGCAUUGUUGUCUACGAAGAGGUUUCUGAUAGUGAGUACGAAAGAAACAAGGAUCACCCGGAUUACUUAGAAAUCAGCCACGAUGAGUAUGAAAAGUCUCAACAAGCUUUGGCAAAGGCCAAAAACAAUGAAAAGUAA
Messenger RNA from Dujonia railenensis, 3108 nucleotides. The record is from the annotation of a GenBank genome assembly. Lineage: Eukaryota; Fungi; Ascomycota; Pichiomycetes; Serinales; Debaryomycetaceae.